Lagopus muta (rock ptarmigan) is the source of this 3737-nucleotide messenger RNA. RefSeq names its product SWI/SNF related, matrix associated, actin dependent regulator of chromatin, subfamily a, member 5 (gene SMARCA5). The record is from RefSeq and is a predicted model, not a curated record. NCBI's taxonomy places the organism in Eukaryota, Metazoa, Chordata, Aves, Galliformes, Phasianidae. Gene Ontology annotation, biological process: regulation of transcription by RNA polymerase II; nucleosome organization. Gene Ontology annotation, cellular component: chromatin; nucleus. Gene Ontology annotation, molecular function: histone binding; nucleosome binding; ATP hydrolysis activity.
AUGUGUGCCCCGGCCGAGCUACCAGCCGGCUUUGCCUGCGCACCCGUGACGCCACCGCGCUGGUCCCGCCUCCUUCCCCCGCCCCCCCCACCGCGCGCGGCCCUCAGCACGCGGCGCUCCGUUACCGGCCCGCACAGCCGUUCGUGCGCGCGAGGCAGCCCCGCCCCCGUCCGGCUGUUGCGUGGCCGCGCUCGCGAAGGCGGGUGCGAGAGGAGCGGCGCCAACGGCCGCCCAAGGAGGAGGAAGAGGAGGGCGGCUCGCGACGCGCUCGCUCCCGCCGCGCCGCACGUUGAGGCCGGGCUCUCGCGAGAGCGGGUUGCCGGCUCGGUUCCUGGUUGGUGGGAUCCCGCCGAGAAAGCCGGGGCGGCAGCGGGACGGGCCUCUGUCGCCGGUCGCGCACCGGGCUCUGAUCGCAGCGGCCCGACCCCGCCGCCGGGCCGCCCGCCGCGGGCGCGCAGCCAGCCGGGCGCUGGCCCGGCCCGCGUCCCGCCCGAGCGCCGUCUGUGGAGAGGGAUCAUGUCCGCCGGGCAGCAGGGACCGCCGCCGCCGGACGAGCCGCCCGCGCCGCCGGGGGCCGGCGGCGGAGAGGCGGCGGGGACGGCUCCCGCCGGGCCCGCUGGAGCCGGCGCCGCGAUGGAGGAAUCUUUUAAUGAUGCGUCACCAGGAAAACCAAAAGAAAUCCAGGAAGCAGAUCCUACAUAUGAAGAGAAAAUGCAAACAGACAGAGCAAACAGAUUUGAGUAUCUGUUGAAGCAGACUGAGCUGUUUGCUCACUUCAUUCAGCCUGCUGCUCAGAAAACUCCAACUUCACCUUUGAAAAUGAAACCAGGACGUCCACGAAUAAAGAAGGAUGAGAAGCAGAACUUGCUGUCAGUUGGCGACUAUCGCCAUCGUAGAACAGAACAGGAAGAAGAUGAGGAGCUGUUAACAGAAAGCUCCAAGACAACCAAUGUCUGCACUCGGUUCGAAGAAUCUCCAUCAUAUGUUAAGUGGGGAAAGCUGCGUGAUUAUCAGGUCCGAGGAUUGAACUGGCUCAUUUCUUUAUAUGAAAAUGGCAUCAAUGGUAUCCUAGCAGAUGAAAUGGGUCUUGGGAAGACACUGCAGACAAUCUCUCUCCUUGGAUAUAUGAAACACUACAGAAAUAUUCCUGGUCCUCACAUGGUGUUAGUUCCCAAGUCCACCCUACAUAACUGGAUGAAUGAAUUCAAGAGAUGGGUACCUACGCUUCGAGCAGUGUGCUUGAUAGGUGACAAAGACCAGCGAGCUGCCUUUGUCAGAGACGUGUUGUUGCCAGGAGAGUGGGAUGUCUGUGUCACGUCGUAUGAAAUGCUUAUCAAAGAAAAAUCAGUAUUCAAGAAGUUUAACUGGAGAUAUUUAGUCAUAGAUGAAGCCCACAGGAUUAAAAACGAAAAAUCAAAGUUAUCAGAAAUAGUGAGAGAAUUCAAGACCACAAAUCGGCUGCUGCUAACUGGAACUCCACUUCAGAACAACUUACAUGAACUCUGGGCGCUUCUUAACUUCCUUUUGCCAGACGUCUUCAAUUCGUCUGAAGACUUUGACUCAUGGUUUGAUACGAACAACUGUCUAGGGGAUCAAAAGUUGGUGGAGCGUCUCCAUAUGGUCUUACGACCAUUCCUUUUACGUCGCAUUAAGGCUGAUGUAGAGAAAAGUUUACCUCCAAAGAAGGAAGUGAAAAUUUACGUGGGUCUCAGCAAAAUGCAACGAGAAUGGUAUACAAGAAUCUUAAUGAAGGAUAUAGAUAUUUUGAAUUCUGCUGGAAAGCUGGACAAAAUGAGACUGCUGAAUAUCCUAAUGCAACUGCGAAAAUGUUGCAAUCAUCCCUAUCUCUUUGACGGAGCAGAACCUGGUCCACCUUACACAACAGAUAUGCAUUUGGUCACCAACAGUGGCAAGAUGGUAGUACUGGACAAAUUACUACCAAAGCUGAAAGAGCAAGGUUCACGAGUCUUAAUCUUCAGCCAGAUGACCAGAGUCCUGGAUAUCUUGGAAGAUUAUUGUAUGUGGCGAAAUUAUGAGUACUGUAGACUGGACGGACAAACACCUCAUGACGAAAGACAGGCUUCUAUUAAUGCAUAUAACGAACCUGGUAGCUCGAAAUUUGUCUUCAUGUUGAGUACACGGGCUGGAGGUCUUGGAAUCAAUUUGGCUACCGCUGAUGUUGUAAUUCUGUACGAUUCAGACUGGAAUCCACAAGUAGAUCUUCAGGCUAUGGAUCGAGCUCACAGAAUUGGUCAAACAAAGACUGUAAGAGUGUUCAGAUUUAUCACAGACAAUACAGUGGAAGAAAGGAUAGUGGAGCGUGCAGAAAUGAAACUCCGCCUCGAUUCCAUAGUCAUUCAGCAAGGCAAACUGGUGGAUCAAAAUUUGAAUAAACUUGGGAAGGAUGAAAUGCUGCAAAUGAUUCGACACGGAGCGACGCAUGUGUUUGCCUCCAAGGAGAGUGAGAUUACAGAUGAAGAUAUAGAUCACAUUUUGGAAAGAGGUGCAAAAAAGACUGCAGAAAUGAACGAAAAACUUUCCAAGAUGGGUGAAAGCUCACUCAGAAAUUUCACGAUGGAUACAGAAUCCAGCGUAUAUAAUUUUGAAGGGGAGGACUACAGAGAAAAACAGAAGAUGGCAUUUACAGAGUGGAUUGAACCACCUAAACGAGAAAGAAAGGCCAAUUACGCCGUGGACGCUUACUUCAGAGAGGCUCUUCGAGUCAGCGAGCCAAAAGCACCCAAGGCACCACGGCCUCCAAAACAGCCAAAUGUACAGGACUUUCAGUUCUUUCCUCCACGACUCUUUGAACUACUGGAAAAAGAGAUUCUCUACUACAGGAAAACAAUCGGGUACAAGGUACCUCGUAAUCCUGAUCUUCCGAAUGCAGCCCAAGCGCAAAAGGAAGAGCAGCUUAAGAUUGAUGAAGCUGAACCUCUUAAUGACGAAGAACUAGAAGAAAAAGAGAAGCUUCUCACCCAGGGAUUUACUAACUGGAAUAAGAGAGAUUUUAACCAGUUCAUCAAAGCUAAUGAGAAGUGGGGCCGUGACGAUAUUGAAAAUAUAGCACGAGAAGUAGAAGGAAAAACCCCGGAGGAAGUCAUUGAGUAUUCAGCUGUGUUCUGGGAAAGGUGCAACGAACUUCAAGACAUAGAGAAGAUCAUGGCUCAGAUAGAAAGAGGAGAAGCCAGAAUUCAGAGACGGAUCAGCAUAAAAAAAGCACUUGAUACGAAGAUUGGCAGAUACAAAGCCCCUUUCCACCAGCUAAGAAUAUCGUAUGGUACUAACAAAGGGAAGAAUUACACUGAAGAGGAGGAUCGCUUUUUAAUCUGCAUGCUUCACAAGCUAGGAUUUGAUAAAGAGAACGUCUACGAUGAAUUAAGACAGUGUAUCCGAAACUCCCCCCAGUUCAGAUUUGACUGGUUUCUCAAGUCUAGAACUGCUAUGGAGCUACAGAGGAGAUGCAAUACUUUAAUCACCCUGAUUGAAAGAGAGAACAUGGAACUGGAAGAAAAGGAAAAGGCAGAGAAGAAGAAACGCGGACCAAAACCAUCUUCGGCACAGAAGCGCAAAAUGGAUGGUACUCCUGACGGUCGUGGAAGAAAAAAGAAGCUAAAGCUGUGAACGCAGAAGUUUUGUAAUCACUAAAUUUAAAAAGUAGUUCUUUAAUUUACGGGUCUUCAUAAGAUGUACUGUACAAUGCUCAACUAUUAUGUCAUUAAAGGACAUCGGGUUCA